This is a messenger RNA of Trypanosoma cruzi, 957 nucleotides long. RefSeq lists its product as uncharacterized. The coding region runs from base 1 to 957 and encodes 318 amino acids. Lineage: Eukaryota; Euglenozoa; Kinetoplastea; Trypanosomatida; Trypanosomatidae. The record is from RefSeq and is a predicted model, not a curated record. The transcript has a single exon.
AUGUUUGGAUAUGGCAAUCAACCGAAACCUCUUCGGCGACCUGGAUUGAAGAUGCCACAGUGGGAGCAUGUCAUGGCAGGCCUUUAUGCUGUUGACAUUGGAGCGGCAUCGUCUUCUGCUUGUGGCAAAUUUGCGUCAGUGGAAAUGAAUUUGUCAGAGAAACUCAUUUCCUGGGCCCAAUCACUUGGAAAGCCUCUGCGCUGCACAUCUUGUUUGUUGAAAAUUCAAACCACUGAAAAAACGGUGAUGUAUCGCCUGAGAACGAAAUAUCAUGUUGGGGACGUCUCGGAGAGGCGAUUUGCGCUUAUCUUUCCUGUCAGCGGAUGCAGUGGGGCCGUGACGUCAAUUAUGGCACGAAUUAAUGGUAGACUAGUUGUGGGACAGCUGGUGAGCGUCGAGGAUAGUGCAUCGGGAAAUUUACGGCGAUUUAAGAUGGCAACAGACAUGCCCGAUGAAAAUUUUACCGAUAUCCGACGGAAGCACCCUGUAUCAAUCUACAGCAUUACGCCUAAUGCAUCCGACGUGCUUGGCGGCAAGGCGGCGGAGGUGGGGGCAGAGGUAAUUGUAGAGAUCCGAUGGAUUUCAAAAGAAAUGAUGUGGUGUGAGCCUCACGCGUUGCAGGUUUUGUAUCCUUUUGUGUGCGCACCGCGUUUGCCGGACGAAAUUGCGUGUCGUGCAGUGUUUUCCUCUCCUGUCAAGAUGGUAAGCAGUCCUAAUUGCCGCAAUGGCGGGGGUACGUUAGACUGGAAGCUACAUCGAAGGUGUUGCAAGGUUUGGCUUACCCCGCGGAACGCUGAAAAGGUGCUGCGACGCGAAGACGAUGUUUUUAUCCUCACAUUUUACUUUCAAGGUGCCCUCGACGCGAAGUACCAGCCGGGCACUCUUGCGCCGGUGCUUCUUGUAAUCUUUUUAGGUAUCAUAGUGUGGAUGAUGCUAACAAAAGAUUUGAGUGUUUGA